Messenger RNA from Toxorhynchites rutilus septentrionalis, 983 nucleotides. RefSeq names its product general odorant-binding protein 66-like. The transcript is spliced from 3 exons. NCBI's taxonomy places the organism in Eukaryota, Metazoa, Arthropoda, Insecta, Diptera, Culicidae. The coding region runs from base 359 to 967 and encodes 202 amino acids. The record is from RefSeq and is a predicted model, not a curated record. Gene Ontology annotation, molecular function: odorant binding.
AGCAGUAGAGUUAACCUGAAGAUAUGACACAUAUGAUAGACUCUUUAUCUAUGUUUCCGAUACUGAGCUAUUCACUUCAUUUCGUAAAGUGUAAAAUGGGGUUUGCCUCCUCAUUCUCAAAUUAAAUGAAAUCACUAAAUGCGCGAAAUACCAUUUUCAAAUAUGUUUUAAUCGUCAAAUCCUCAAAAUAUUUUUCUAAAUUUUAGACAAUCAUCAUUAACACUGCACCUUUCCAUAAAGUAAUUGUAUAUUAAUUUGAAGAGCUUUUCCUUAACAGCAAUAAAAUUAGUGUUACAGUUCUAUAAAAGUUCAACUCGCUCUCAAUGUACCACCAUUUAUACAGUCGACGUUUCCCAAAAUGAUGGUCUUGAUCGUGCCGAUGUUUUUAUUCCUAAUCGGUGCGUUCCAUUGUGCCACGGCGCUCAACGAUACCAUUCCAGCGAGUUGUUUCAACAAGAAAUUCACCAUUGAUCCUUUCUUCUGCUGCCAACCGCCGAAACUGAUAAGCGAACCCCUUGUCAAGCAAUGUCUGCAACUGUUUCCUGUGCCAAAGAGUGAGAGGGAUGAAUUGAAACCGGACUGCAUGUCCGAAUGCGUGAUGAAUCGCACCGGAAUAUUCAAUCCCCAAAAAAAUAUCAACGGUGAAAAGGCAAUGGACGCCUUCACCGACAACCUGGUCGAUCGUUCCCUUUGGAUCGGUAUCGUGGAAAAAACAGUAAAGGACUGUCUCAGUCAAGCUGCUGCUCGUAAGAGUGACUUCGAAAAGGACAGGGUAAAUCUGCAGGCGCAGUACAAAACGGAUCGCAUCUGUUCCCCCGCUGCAGCAUUCAUCAUGGAGUGCGUCCACGUUUCAGUAUAUAAGAGCUGCCCUGCGAACAUCUUCAAGAGCAAUCAAACCGAAUGUGUCGCAAUCAGGAAUCAUUUGGCCCAAUGCCCAUUCUAUACAGCUUUCCCGCAACCAACAUGAUUUGGAAUGUUAUCAU